This is a messenger RNA of Thyridium curvatum, 810 nucleotides long. RefSeq lists its product as uncharacterized. Lineage: Eukaryota; Fungi; Ascomycota; Sordariomycetes; Thyridiales; Thyridiaceae. Bases 1 to 810 code for a protein of 269 amino acids. Gene Ontology annotation, molecular function: beta-phosphoglucomutase activity; sugar-phosphatase activity. The record is from RefSeq and is a predicted model, not a curated record. The transcript is spliced from 3 exons.
AUGACUAUCAACGAGCAAACGACGCCCGCCAGCGAGGCCGACUACAGCGCCCCGCCGGUCACCGCCACGUUUGAAGGCUUUCUCUUUGACAUGGACGGCACCAUCAUCGACUCUACAGACGCAGUCGUCAAGCAUUGGCACACAGUCGGCAACGAGAUAGGAGUACCGCCUGAAGUCAUCCUCGAGACGUCCCACGGUCGGCGGAGUAUAGACAUUCUCAAAAUCCUGGCGCCCGAGAAGGCGAACUGGGAGUACGUGCGCCGCAUGGAGGCCGUCCUCCCCAAGCUCUACGGCAAGGACGCCGUCGAGAUCCCCGGCGCAAGGGCGCUGCUCGACGCGCUGAUCCACAGCACCAGCAGCAGCAGCAGCAGCAGCCGCAGUAAUAACGGCGGCGGCGGCGGCGGCGCGGCAGCCCCCUGGGCCAUCGUGACCUCGGGCACCGAGCCCCUCGUGCACGGCUGGCUGGGCGUGCUGGGCCUGCCCGAGCCCGAGCACCUCAUCUCGGCCGAGUCCGUCGAGAACGGCAAGCCCGACCCGGCCUGCUACCUGCUGGGCCUCGACAGGCUCGAGCACCCGCGGGACCGCGCGGCCAGCGUGCUCGUGCUCGAGGACAGCCCCGCGGGCAUCCGGGCCGGCAAGGCCGCGGGCUGCAGGGUGCUGGGCCUGGUCACGAGCCACACGGCCGAGCAGGUCGCCAGCGCGGAGCCGGACUGGAUCGUGCAGGACCUGAGGUCGGUGCGCGUGGUCGAGAGCAAGGGGGGAGCCGUGACGUUGGAGUUCUCCAACGGCCUCGUUGCCAAGGGCCAAUGA